AUGAACCGCCUCUUCGGCAGCGCCGACAAGGCGCCCAAGCCCACCAUCGACCAGACCGUCACCAACCUGCAGAAGCGCGUGUCCGAGUACGACGUGCAUAUCAAGGAGAAGAACAACGAGCUCUCGGCGCUCGCCAAGGAGAUGCGCGCCUCCUUCUCGGCCGCGCGCAAGGAGACCAUCAAGAAGAAGAUGCGGCGCAUCCUCGUCGACCGCGGCGGCAUCGAGAAGCGGCAGGGCGAGCUGCAGGGGCAGCUCGACAACCUCUGGCGCACGCAGGACAUGCAGACGACGCUGCAGAACUCCAUGGUGGUCGUGGACGCGCUCAAGACGACGACCAAGGAGCUCAAGCGCCAGUACGGCAAGGUGGACCUGGACAAGAUCGAGCGCAUGCAGGACGAGAUGGCGGACCUGAUGGACGUGGGCGCCGAGAUCAACGACGCCAUCUCGCGCGGCAUCGGCAUGCCCGAGGACCUGGACGAGGCCGAGCUCGACGCCGAGCUCGACGCGCUCGGCGACGAGGCCGAGUACGAGUUUGAGAUGCAGCGCGCCUCGGCCACCCCAGGCUUCCUCGAGGACGAGGUGCCCGACUUUGUCGACGAGCCCGUCGCCACCGACAAGACAAAGAUGCAGGAGGCGGCGAGCGCGACGGACAGAGGAGGGUUUUGCUUUACCAUCAGGACACGGAGGCGGCGUUUAGGAUUCAUACCUCAUAUUGCUACUAUGAUUAUGCAGGAGCGAUUUUUAUUGUCACGCACCCAACCGACUACGGCCUUCACCACGACGAGGAGGGCAGCUGGACGAAUAGUUACUCCCACCUUGAACAUUUACAUCUCUUCGCCGCCCAACCAACCGCGCACCCACGCUCUUCAAAACCCGUAUGCCAUCCGAUCUAUGCAAGGCACUACUCUUACGCCAUAA
Molecule: messenger RNA, 918 nt
Organism: Gaeumannomyces tritici R3-111a-1
Lineage: Eukaryota; Fungi; Ascomycota; Sordariomycetes; Magnaporthales; Magnaporthaceae
Product: charged multivesicular body protein 5
Exons: 2
Coding region: 1-918 (305 amino acids)
Biological process (GO): late endosome to vacuole transport via multivesicular body sorting pathway; vesicle budding from membrane
Cellular component (GO): multivesicular body
Source: RefSeq, a predicted model, not a curated record